AUGAGUCUCAGUCCCCUUUCUGCCGACCAGUGGAUCGCUGCCGUGACGAGGCCGCCGGACCUGCGACCUGUGGGCAUCGCACUGUCGCCCGGUUGCUUCCAGCCCACCGCCGCCCAUCGCGAACGGUACACUGCGCUCGUGCAAAGUCGCGUGGCGUCGCUCCUGCAGGACGAAGCGCAGUCGCGCGCCCGAUGCCAUCGCAAGGAACCAGAGCUCGAUCCCAAGCAGUGGAAACCCGUCAAGAAGGAGAAGCGCUUGACUUUCUACCGCCGGCGAUGUCAAUGGGGACAGUCGCUGCAGGACUUGGCCCGCGAAGAAGAGCUGCCCGAGAUCCAGCGGGCCAUCGAACGCGGCUACACGACGUUGAUCUGCAAAGGCGAUGUCAAGGGCUCGAUCGAAGACAUGCUCUACGGCAUGACAGCGUCGUGUCAAGACGACCUGCGCACGGGGUUCUCGUUCCGGAACCCGCCUCGGGACUGUGUCUGGCUGGGCACCGUCGAGAGCGCGACGCCUGCAGACCCGUUCCACACGGCCGACUUGAUCUGGGCGCUCCCGAAACUCCCUCCCGUGCUCGACCAGGUCGACGUGUGCUACCUCAAAGCCACGGGUCAAGCCCGGGACCCACAGGGCAAUCGCUAUGGCUACGUCCUGCUCCACAGCGUGCACAUUGCUCAGUGUCCAGCCUUUGACGCCCACGGCAUCUCGCGCGCGAAAAUGUUCUUUACCUGUUUGCUUCGCGAGCCGCAGCCCGGCGUACUGACGGUCACAGUGCGGGGCAUCUUUGACCUGAGCAAGAAGGUCCGGAUGCUGACAGGCCUCGUGUCUGCUGCGACGACGUCGCUCAUGGUCGGACUCUUGAACGGCGUGGGCAUUGGCGAAGCCAAGAAGCUGACGCUCUUGGCCCGUGAGAAGAAGAAGAAGCGGGCAACGACGACGUUGUUGCCACGUGAGUCCGUGUACGCGCGACGGCAGUCGUCCGUGUGCUACAUGUGCUGCAAGCGCGAGUCGUUCUUCGGUCGCGUCCAUGUCUUUGGCCCGCACGCCUCAACGUGCUACAUCUGUCGCGCCACUGUGUGCUCGGAUUGCACGCGGGGCAUCAAGCAGCGGGUCUUCUUAGGGGCCACCCGUCCAUGCUCGAAAGUCGACUGCUGUCCGAACUGCGUCCGAGACGCCGUCACGAGCAUCCGCGUUCGACCUUCGGAGCCCGAGUUUCUGGUCGUGGCGGAGUACUACCUCAACGAGCCAUCCGCAAUAGCUUCAGACAAGCUGGACGAGCUGCUGUUUGCGAACGGACUGAAGACGGCGACUUCGUCCACGAACAUACCGACCCACUCGACGUCUGUGGAAAGCUUGGGCGAGUACACACUGGACUUUGACGACGACCCGUUCUCCGUCGCGCUUGCUCGGCCUGAACUGCGUCGAAGUUCCGGCGAAGGUGGGGACUCUAACAUUAGUGGGGACACGGGCGAGGAAGUGGAUUCCGGACCGGAAGCCGAAGCGGGAUCGUUCGGCAGCUCCAUUACCGUCUGGUUAGGAGGGCACCACCGCAUCAGUAUUGACGACGAGGACUUCAUCCCGCAAGCUGCUUCCGAUCGCACGUACUCGGACCGGUUGUAUGCCAACGCGCGACUUGCCGAGCGGGUCGAGCAGAGACUGCUUGAGCUCGACAUUCGAGUGGAACGUCCCUACGUAGAGGAUCGAGAGGCGGCGGGCAUGCGACACGGUGAGCGGUUGUAA
Messenger RNA from Hyaloperonospora brassicae, 1737 nucleotides. NCBI's taxonomy places the organism in Eukaryota, Oomycota, Peronosporomycetes, Peronosporales, Peronosporaceae. The record is from the annotation of a GenBank genome assembly.